CGUGUAGUUAGAAAGACCUUAACAAGAAAAUGGGUGUCCAAAGUAUUUUGAAUUUAAAUGACGACUGUCUUUACCAUAUAUUAAAGUAUCUAAGCAUCAAGGACCUCGUAAAUCUUGCGGAAUCCUUCACGAGGUUUCGAGAGAUUCUGAUGGACAGGCCGCCUGCGCCUUAUCCAGUAUUCCAUGGAAACGAUACCAAUGGCAAUAAGCCAGUGUUAUAUUACUCGACGUUGGCCGUUAAACUGAUGAGAAUCGUGGGAAAUAAUGUAAGAACACUGGGUGUGACACAAGGACAUGCUUGUGAUAGAGAGGAUCUUGGCUACGUCGUCCGCGACUUUCGAAUUCUCACAAAAGCAAAAAACAAAAUCGAUCUGCGGCAUUGCCUGGGGAAAAUUCCCAGACUUGAGGAUUUCCUGCGAUUUUCUUCUUCUACUCGUGACUAUUUAAGUGUAAACAUUCCUUCUUGUAUUUGUUACCUUGAGGACUUUUUCCAACUAAUUCCUGACUUGAAGGAACUACGACUUUUUGGAUUCGCCAAGUGUUCCAAUUGUGUUGGAACUAUUCUGAAAUGCUUUCCCCAUUUGGAUGAACUCUGGAUCCGGGGCACCUGCCUCAAACUUCGAUCUGAUUACGAAUUGAUAUCACAGAUCGGCUCUUUAACUAAACUCUCGCUGAAUGUUGGUGGACCCAAUUGUUUAGCCUCUUUGGCCAAUUUAACUGAACUUCGAUCUUUAUAUGUGGAGAGUAUCUUCAGCUACAUAUCCCCAGAAGAGAUUAUAGAAAUCAUACAGAACUGUAAGAAGCUGGAGUUUCUAUACUGUUACUAUAUAAAUCAUGGACAACAACCUCAUGAUUCCAUUGCAAAUCUCUUCAGAAGGAUUAAAGCGAUCAGAGAUCCUAGUCAACAGAAUCCUCUUCAAUUGCAUACAUAUUUGGACCCACCUCUUUCUGAAGAAAAUAAAAUGCUCAUCGAUAAGGCCUACUUCGAAUACCGCUGCCAGCCCUAGGAUAUAUAGAUAUACAUCGAAUUCUAAUAUAAAUCUUAAUACCUUUAAGACUUUAAUACCAUAAUUUUUAGAUUUCACGUCAAUAAAUACUUUUUAUGUAUCUCCAUUAUUAUCUUACCUUUUUUAGCCUCAUAAAUAAAGAUCCACGCUUAAAUGUUA
This is a messenger RNA of Drosophila rhopaloa, 1166 nucleotides long. RefSeq lists its product as uncharacterized. The transcript is spliced from 3 exons. Gene Ontology annotation, molecular function: protein binding. NCBI's taxonomy places the organism in Eukaryota, Metazoa, Arthropoda, Insecta, Diptera, Drosophilidae. Bases 30 to 1007 code for a protein of 325 amino acids. The record is from RefSeq and is a predicted model, not a curated record.